AUGUCUACCACCACGAACGAGACGGUCACCGCGCCGAUCACGGCCGACACCAUCCUCCGCCUUUUUCCAGACAUUGACACGAGCGGAACAGCCCUCGAAGGUCACGACGAGGAGCAGAUUCGUCUGAUGGACGAGGUCUGCAUUGUCACAGACGACAAUGACUUGCCAAUCGGGACUGCCAGCAAGAAACUCUGCCACCUCAUGACCAACAUCAACAAGGGUCUCCUCCACAGGGCGUUCUCCGUUUUCCUCUUCAACGAUAAGAACGAGCUGCUCCUGCAGCAGCGCGCAUCCGAGAAAAUCACCUUUCCCGACAUGUGGACCAACACGUGCUGCUCGCACCCCCUGAACGUGGCUAACGAAACCGGUUCGACCCUCCCGGAUGCCGUCCUUGGUGUCAAGCAUGCUGCGCAGCGAAAGCUGGACCACGAGCUCGGUAUCAAGAAGGAGCAGGUGCCGCUGGAGAAGUUCCGCUUCUUGACGCGCAUCCACUAUAAGGCGCCGAGCGAUGGCCAAUGGGGCGAGCAUGAGAUUGACUACAUUCUCUUCAUCAAGGCCGACGUCGAUGUCACCCCCAACCCGAACGAAGUGCAAGCCACGCAAUACGUCUCGCCCGAACGUCUGAAGCAGCUCUUCGAAGAUCCGACCCUGAAGUUCACUCCCUGGUUCAAGCUCAUCUGCAAUUCGAUGCUCUUCGACUGGUGGAAGCACCUCGACUCGGGCCUCGACAAGUACAUGAACGAGCAGGAGAUUCGUCGGAUGCUUUGA
Messenger RNA from Parathielavia appendiculata, 768 nucleotides. RefSeq names its product Isopentenyldiphosphate isomerase. Gene Ontology annotation, biological process: isoprenoid biosynthetic process; isopentenyl diphosphate biosynthetic process. NCBI's taxonomy places the organism in Eukaryota, Fungi, Ascomycota, Sordariomycetes, Sordariales, Chaetomiaceae. Gene Ontology annotation, molecular function: isopentenyl-diphosphate delta-isomerase activity. The transcript is spliced from 3 exons. The record is from RefSeq and is a predicted model, not a curated record. Bases 1 to 768 code for a protein of 255 amino acids. Gene Ontology annotation, cellular component: cytoplasm.